Molecule: messenger RNA, 342 nt
Organism: Gracilinanus agilis (Agile Gracile Mouse Opossum)
Lineage: Eukaryota; Metazoa; Chordata; Mammalia; Didelphimorphia; Didelphidae
Product: rRNA 2'-O-methyltransferase fibrillarin-like
Exons: 1
Coding region: 1-342 (113 amino acids)
Source: RefSeq, a predicted model, not a curated record
AUGUCGGCGGCCUCGGGCGGCUCGGCUGCGGUGUCGGCGAUAGCGGAGAGCGGGUUGGGGCCCGGGGCCACGGAACGGCGGGACCGCGGACCACGGGGCGGGGGUGGGGGCGGCUGCGCAGGCGGCGGCGCGGGGCCGCGAGCCGGGCGGGCCGGACGAGCUCGGGCGGCAGGGCGGCGAGAAGCAGGGCGACGGGGCGGCGGGCGCGGAGCCGGCCCCGGCGGGCGGCCGGGCGCGCUCACUCUGGCGGCGGGGCGGGUGCGCGGAGCUCCCUCCGGGCAGGUCUUAGGCGGAGUGAGGAGAGAGCAGGUGGGGCGAGGUGGGCGGCCCGGGGGCGACUGA